Drosophila ficusphila is the source of this 1341-nucleotide messenger RNA. RefSeq lists its product as uncharacterized. Lineage: Eukaryota; Metazoa; Arthropoda; Insecta; Diptera; Drosophilidae. The record is from RefSeq and is a predicted model, not a curated record. The transcript has a single exon. The annotation marks the transcript as partial.
CCCCAGGCACAGGCGCAGUCACAGUCGCAGUCACAGUCACAGUCGCAAUCGCAGGCUGUAAGGCAGCGACGGCAGGAACCACCGCGAACCAAUGUGGAGCGAACCACCGUGGAGCGAACCAAUCGCACCACGGCAACACUGGCGGGUGGCCAGGCACAGAACUUCUGGGAUCGCAGUCCGGAGGCGACCUCGGACUCUGCCACAAACCACUCGCAUCCAGCGUUCAUUGCGGCGACGACCACGAGUUUUACGGUCAGCGAACUGCUCCAGUAAACCGAUUUUUUGGAUGGCAAGUCAAAGCACGGGACUUCGGUUGGCGGUUCGGUUUGAGGCGAGUAAUGCGACAAAUAAAUCUAGGAGAGAUUCCUAAAAUCUAGCAAACUGCAUCUAAUUUAUGUUAAAAUGAUUUCAGAAAUUUUAUUUAUUUUUAACAUUUUACCUGGAUUUAUUUGUAAUUGAAACAAAGCUUGUACUCAAUAACUACAUAAUUCAAUUUUAUUUUUAAUAUAUUGUAAACCCAAUGAAGAGCUAAAAUUGUAUAUAAACCUGAACUUAUUUGUGCAACUGUAGACCCUUUAAGCUAUGCAGUUCUAAAAUCCAUUACUCGCCGCCAGUAAAAAAAACUUUCGUGGAAAAUGCCGUGAAUAAUUAGUUCGUACUCGUAAUUUACUUCCAUAGGAUGCAUCGAUAGGCGUAUGAAUAAAUAAUAAUAAUAAUAAAUGUACUAGUAUUUAGCCCAUGAUUGUUUGCAGCUAAACUUGUUGGUGUUGUGGCUAUGCAUAAUUUAUGCACAGUGCGGAUACUUGAUAAUGUUGCUGUACCACGGGCCGUAUGCGCGAUGCAAUGAAAUCCGAACCGCAAACCGAAAUCUUUCUUGACUUAUCUGCGACUGUAUUAUAUUAAAUAUGUAGGUCACACAUCAAUGAUUCACGCUAAUUAUCGCAAUUAAGCGGAGUAUAUUUAAUCACGAGCAUCACACAAGCACCCGAAUAUAAAUCAUCAAACUGAAUUAAUCGCAGCGGACGGAUAUCCAGAUUCACAGUUGGCAUUAAAGGCCAGGAUCAAAAGUCGAGCAACAUGCACUGCAAAAUCUGUUGUAAGAACAGCCACCCGGCGAAUGCAAUUAAAACCAUCUUAAUUUCUGCAUUAGGUUAGUUUAAAACAAAUGAUAAAAAACCAAAUAAAAAUCAAAAACCAAAAAUCGAAAUAUUGUUCGUGUAUGCAUAGCUAUAUAUACCUAUAUAUAUAAACCACAGAGAAACUGAAACAUAAGUAAAUUCCCGCAAAGGCAAUGUGUAUAAUCGAAUAGACCCAAACACAUUUCCUUAAAUAAAUCGAAAA